UUUACUCACCGGACCGGAGCGCACCAUUGGCGGAACGGAUGCGAGCGCAAGGGCUGCGAAAACAGGGAUGGAGCCAUGAAGUUUUAACUUACCGCGAGCGCCAGACCAUUCUACGCGCAUUACGACCUUUCAUCUCGAAAUUUAAGCAACCUUCUGUAGCAGCGGCCACGGACAUGACGAGCGAAGUCAAGGGAACGCAGGUUGAGACCCCGUCGAUGAAGCUUCUUUUCGUUGAGAUGGGUGUCGGAUACGAUCAACACGGACAAGACAUUACUGCUGCGGCGAUGAAGGCAUGCAGGGAUGCUAUCUCUUCCAAUUCAAUUCCAGCUUUCCGAAGGGGGUCGAUUCCUGGUGUUAACAUUGAUCAAAUGAAGCUUCAGAUAAAGCUUGGGGUUCCCCACUCUACUCAGCAAUCGCUGGACAUUGAAAGGGUGAAGUCUGUUUUUCCGUAUGGUCAAAUUGUUAACAUUGAAGUCGUUGAUGGGGGAAUGAUAUGCUCGAGUGGUGUUUUCUUGGAAGCAAUGGGUGACAAAAAUGAUGACUGCUACAUAGUCAAUGCUGCAGUGGCUUAAAACUUUGGGAGAGGAGUUGAUUUAUCUUUCCAAGUGUGCAUGUCAUGGCUCAAAAGCUCAACAAAAGUGCUCUCUUUUAUUGAAGAAAAAGAAGGUUCUUUUGUAGGUAAAGGCUGUUACAAAUCAAUUAAUUUUGGAUGUCUUAAAAUUUGGAUCAAACGGACCAAAUAAUGUACAGAAAGAAGUCAAGACGAACAACA
This is a messenger RNA of Phalaenopsis equestris, 772 nucleotides long. RefSeq lists its product as uncharacterized. The record is from RefSeq and is a predicted model, not a curated record. Lineage: Eukaryota; Viridiplantae; Streptophyta; Magnoliopsida; Asparagales; Orchidaceae. The transcript is spliced from 6 exons. Bases 39 to 572 code for a protein of 177 amino acids.